AGAGAGGAGAGUUGUACAUCACUUCCAUUCUCUUCUCUUCUUCUCUCUCAUUCAUUCAUUCAUUCAGAGAGAGAGAGAGAGAAAGGAAGGACGGACACACUGAAAAGUGAAAACAGAAGCGAAGCUAAGUGAAGAAGAAGAAAAAGGGGGCGAGAAAAGCAAGGGAACCUUCCCUUAAGACUCUCUCUCUCUCUUAUAUACAUUUGUCUCUCUUUCUCUUCUCUUCGCUUAUACACUCACCUCACCAACCAGCACCGCACCGCUACAACUCUCUCUCUCUCUCUCUCUCUCUCUCUCUCUCCUUCCUCCAUUUCUUUCGCCACCAUGAUCUCCUCCAGCUCAUGCUCCUUCCUGAGCAACUCAGCUGUAGCUGGGUCUCGCAGCUUCUGUGGUGGUGCGAGGAAGGGUCAUUCGAGUCCUUUCAGGGUGGUGUGUUUGGCUCCAAGCAAUGACAGGAACGGAAGCGUUGUGUUAGAUUCUCCCGCGAAGAAAGAGCAGAUAAGAAAUGAACCAACAUCGCCGCCUGCUGAAGAGGAAACAGUCUCUUCCGGUGGCCCUCAGGAUGUCUACGGCGAGGAUAAGGCCACGGAGGAUCAGUUUGUUACCCCCUGGAAUGUCUCUGUUGCUAGCGGUUAUACAUUGUUGCGAGAUCCCCACUUCAAUAAAGGGUUGGCCUUCACUGAGAAGGAGAGGGAUGCUCACUACUUGCGAGGUCUUCUUCCCCCGACAGUUAUUCCGCAGGAAACUCAGGUGAAGAAAAUGAUCCAGCACGUUCGUCAGUAUCAAGUUCCAUUGCAGAAGUACAUGGCAAUGAUGGAUCUUCAGGAGAGGAAUGAACGGUUGUUUUAUAAGCUUCUUAUUGAGCACGUCGAAGAGUUACUCCCAGUUGUCUAUACUCCAACUGUUGGUGAAGCUUGCCAGAAAUACGGAAGCAUCUUUAUGCGUCCUCAGGGUCUUUAUAUCAGCUUGAAAGAGAAGGGGAGGAUUCUUGAAGUACUAAGGAAUUGGCCUGAGAAGAACAUUCAAGUCAUUGUUGUAACUGAUGGAGAACGGAUCUUGGGUCUUGGGGAUCUUGGUUGUCAGGGAAUGGGAAUACCAGUUGGAAAACUUUCUUUAUAUACAGCACUCGGAGGAGUUCGUCCGUCUGCCUGUUUGCCUAUCACCAUUGAUGUGGGAACAAACAACGAGAACUUGUUGAAUGAUGAGUUAUAUAUAGGGCUCAAGCAAAGACGGGCGACUGGGCAGGAAUAUGCUGAACUUAUGCAUGAAUUUAUGAGUGCUGUCAAGCAAAAUUACGGGGAGAAAGUCCUCAUUCAGUUUGAAGACUUUGCGAACCACAACGCAUUUGAUCUACUUGAAAAAUAUAGAUCAACCCAUCUUGUUUUCAAUGAUGAUAUUCAAGGUACAGCAUCAGUCGUCCUUGCUGGACUAGUUGCAGCUCUGAAAUUGGUUGGGGGCAACUUGGCUGACCACAGAUUCUUGUUCCUUGGUGCUGGAGAGGCUGGCACUGGAAUUGCAGAACUUAUUGCACUUGAAACAUCAAAACAGACUAAUGCCCCACUAGAUGAAGUGCGCAAGAACAUUUGGUUGGUGGACUCAAAGGGAUUGAUUGUCAGUUCCCGAAAAGAAUCGCUUCAACAUUUUAAGAAGCCAUGGGCCCAUGAUCACGAACCCGUUCAUCGACUCGUAGAUGCUGUUAAUAAAAUCAAACCAACAGUGUUGAUUGGAACCUCUGGACAAGGAAGAACUUUCACUAAAGAAGUUAUUGAGGCAAUGGCUUCAAUCAAUGAGAAACCUAUCAUUCUUUCACUUUCCAACCCAACUUCACAAUCAGAAUGUACUGCUGAAGAGGCUUACAAGUGGAGCCAGGGCCGCGCCAUUUUCGCUAGCGGAAGCCCAUUCCCUCCGGUUGAGUAUGAAGGAAAAGCUUUUGUGCCUGGCCAGGCCAAUAAUGCAUACAUAUUCCCCGGAUUCGGUCUUGGUUUAAUAAUGUCCGGUACCAUUCGGGUCCACGACGACCUCCUUCUCGCCGCAUCGGAGGCUUUGGCUGCACAAGUGAGUGAAGAGAACUUUGAGAAAGGACUGAUAUACCCUCCAUUCACCAACAUCAGAAAGAUUUCAGCACACAUUGCUGCCAGUGUUGCUGCUAAGGCUUAUGAGCUUGGGUUGGCCACUCGCCUUCCACAACCCAAGGAUUUGGUUAAGUUUGCUGAGAGCUGUAUGUACACCCCAGCCUACAGAAGCUACCGACAACAGGAAUGAAUGAGCAUCCAAUCCUUGUGAUGAAUAAAGGAGGCUUUCUUGGAAAUACUGGCAAGAAUUAAUUGUAUUACGCGUCGUGAUAAAUUAAAUAUGUUUUGACUUGUAUGGGAAUAAUAAAUAAUUUGCAACACUUGUGUUCCCUUGUGAUGAAUUAAUAGUAAUUACUAAUUAGCUUUC
Arachis duranensis is the source of this 2439-nucleotide messenger RNA. Its product is annotated as NADP-dependent malic enzyme. Gene Ontology annotation, cellular component: chloroplast. The transcript is spliced from 21 exons. The record is from RefSeq and is a predicted model, not a curated record. Lineage: Eukaryota; Viridiplantae; Streptophyta; Magnoliopsida; Fabales; Fabaceae. Gene Ontology annotation, molecular function: malate dehydrogenase (decarboxylating) (NADP+) activity; NAD binding; malate dehydrogenase (decarboxylating) (NAD+) activity. Bases 325 to 2262 code for a protein of 645 amino acids. Gene Ontology annotation, biological process: malate metabolic process; pyruvate metabolic process.